Molecule: messenger RNA, 1146 nt
Organism: Closterium sp. Yama58-4
Lineage: Eukaryota; Viridiplantae; Streptophyta; Zygnematophyceae; Desmidiales; Closteriaceae
Source: the annotation of a GenBank genome assembly
AUGUUCCAGAAGCUCAGCAUUUCCUCUCUGAGCAGCUCCGCCGCUCUCUUCGGCGCGGCUCUCCCCGCCGCCUCCGCUAGGGUUUCGUUCGCUCCCACCACCCGCAGCGCGCCGCUGACCAUCGAGGCUGCGCACAAGAAGGGGUCCGGUAGCACGAAGAACGGCCGCGACUCCAAGGCUAAGCGGCUAGGCGUCAAGGUGUACGGCGAUCAGCCGGCCAAGGCAGGGAGCAUUAUCGUUCGCCAACGUGGCACAACGUUCCACGCGGGCACCAACGUCGGCGUGGGCAAGGACUACACUCUGUACUCGCUAGUGGACGGCCUCGUGAAGUUCGAGCUGUAUGGCCCCGACAAGAGGAAGAAAGUGAGUGUGUACCCGGCAACAGAGGAGAAGCAGGAGAACCCUGAUUCGCGGAAGGUGAGGAACCGGGAGAAGUUCCGGCAGCAGAGGGAGAAGAGGAGGGCGCGUCUGGCGGCAGCAGAGGAGGCGUUUAUGUUUGCUGCCGCGAAAGCGGCGGCCCCGUCGACAAAUGCGCCGGCUGCGGGAAAACUGCCGCCGAAGCCGAAAUUUUCGGCGCUAACGGCGGCGGAAAUGGGGGGAAGCAAGUUCGAAUUCCGCAAGAUCCCCGUGCCGCCGCAUCGGUACACUCCGCUCAAGGAACGAUGGAUGGACAUUUACACUCCGGUGUUCGAACAAAUGAAGAUCGACAUUCGCAUGAACCUUAAGGCGCGCAAGGUGGAGCUGAAGACGCGGAGGGACACGGCGGACCCGUCCGCCCUGCAGAAGUGCGCCGACUUUGUGACGGCGUAUAUGAUGGGGUUCAGCCUCACAGACGCCAUCGCUAUGCUGCGUAUCGAUGACCUCUAUAUCGAGUCGUUUGAGAUCAAGGAUGUGAAAACGCUACGAGGAGAGCACUUAUCCAGAGCCAUCGGGCGGCUGUCAGGUAAAAACGGCAAGACCAAAUUCACCAUUGAGAAUGCCACGCGGACACGUAUAGUGAUUGCCGAUUCCAAGAUCCAUGUUCUUGGGGCGUACGCUAACAUCCGUGUGGCGCGGGACGCGCUCUGCUCGCUCAUUCUUGGUUCGCCAGCUGGCAAGGUGUACUCGAAGCUGAGAACAGUUGCGGCAAGGCUGUCUGAGAGAUGA